GGACUGCUCUGGGUGGGGGACCAUGUGGUGAGCAAUAGAUCAGGAGGCCCCUGGUCCUGGUGGCUGGCCGGGCUCCAUGAGGGGCCACAAAGGAGCAGGUUUCAGAGGGGAAAUGGUGGCCUGUGGUUUCCUCUGUUUCCUGGCGAGUCAAGUGCGUCCAGGGCAUCCGCGUGGAGCUGUCCAGUGAGCGAUUAGGUCAGGGGUUUGAAGAGUUGAGGGUCUUCAGCAUAAAAUAACAGAUGGUCCCUGAGGCCAUGGGGUGGAGUGCAGUGUGAGACAAGGCUGGGAAAGAACGUUCAGGAAUGCCAGUGAUCACGGGGUGGGCAGAUAAAGAUACAAGAGGUUCUCGAGGCAGGAGGGGAGCUGGGUGCCUGUAACUGUCACUGAGUUCCCGGAAGUGAUUCAAGAGGAGGGAAGGUCCAGCAUGUCAGAGGGCCCCUCCCAAGCAGUCAAGGGGGAGGGGAGAAAGACAAGUGCCAGCGGGACCCUCUGAAAGACCUUGGGAGAUAAAGGGAACGAUACAAGGAGGGGACCUUCUUGGCUCGCUUUUCCUGAGUCCCUGCGGGUCAGGCCCUGGGCCUGGGGACAUGCCCCGUAAGGCUGCGUGGCAUCUCCAUCCCUGCUGCUGUAACUUAAGCUAGGCCCAUCCCCCUGGGACCCCUGCUCCCCCAGUGGCUCAGGGAUGGUGAAGAUCAUGGGCCCGGGCCCAGGGUUGGGGGUGGGGGGGCGACAUAUGGUUGCUUUCCCCACUCGGUUUUCCUUCCCUGGCUUCUCAGUUUCCCUGGUGUUGGACUGCUACAGCUCCUCUCAGACUCUCCCAGGAUGUGUGUCUGUCCCUCUGGUCAAGUGGAGUCCUGGGGAGCGUCCCCUGCUCUCCAGGCCACCUCUGAGCAGCUCAGGACUGGCAGCUCCUUCCCCAGCUCAGUGACUUUUCCACCGGUUCCCUCCGUUCUGCCUGCACGGCAGGGACAGAGGAGAGCAGCCGAGCGCAUGGGUGCAGACUCCCAGGAUCUGAUGCCGCCCCACCACCACUUGGUGAGGAUUGCGUUCCUGUCAAAGCUCUCAUGCCCACACCCCAGGCAGAAACUGCAAGUUAGUUUCCCGCAUCCACUGCCCGCCACAUGGGAGGCAAAAGAUCCGUACGGAUGGGCGGAUGGGCGGUGGCAGAGAGUAGGAUACCCCUGCACCAUACCUCGUGGGGAAACAGCCUCGGAGACCACCCUGGGAUCGGAUAAGCCCAGAGAGAAGACCAAAGGCAGCCAAGAGGUCCUGGUUUUAGCCCAAACUGGAGGACUGACCCAGCCUGGAGUUGAUUUGCCUGGGGCCAGAGCAGGGGCGCUGUAAGGAGAGGGAAAAAACGAGACCAUCCCCGGGAAGAUGAAUAGGUAGGACCGCUCAGGGCCCGAUAGUGACCCCAGGCUCGGUCCUUCUAUGCGUCUGACUCCAGAGGUGGAAAGAAGCGCAAGAUUCACGUAGAGGCUCUCCACGGCGUCAGCCUCGUAGUCAUCAUCCCGCUGUGCUUCAGUGGAAGGGAGAGCAGUGGUAUGACUGUCGCUGCCAGUGAUCACACAAGACCCCAGAUCUACCCAGGGAGCCCGUUAGGAGUUGAGGAUCCUGAAACGUAGCCUAAGUGAGGCAGGUCUGGCGUGGGCCUGGUUUCCAUAGCCUGCUCUGAGUUCUCAGUGGGGAUGACGCCUACAGACUGCUUCUGGAGGCCUGUAGCCAGCUCUGCUCUUCCGCUCUGCCACUGAUCAUCACGCUCCCACUCUGGAUUUCCAGUUCUUCAGUCAUAAGAUCAGACUGAGCCUGCGCCCAUCUUCUCAUUUCCCCCAAGUUCCCAAGCAUGUUGGAAGUAGAAACACUCAGGAAGCCCCCCAAGAGACAUACACCUUCAGGAUCAGUGGGGCUGGAGCCGCCUGUGUGUGCUGACUCCUCCGUGACCAGAUCCAGGAGCCCGGCUGCUCCCCUGGCUUCUCCUAGCUCCAAGUUUCACACCAGAGCUACCAAUACCUCUCACGGACUUGGCUGGGGUGCUGGGGGGCGCCUGCUGGAGACUGAGGUUAAACUAGAGUUUGUAGACAUAGAAGAGAGGGCCGUCAGUGGUCACAGGAAAAUCAGAUCCUCUGUAUCCCCAAAGGGGAGUGAGAGGGAUCUGCCCCUACCAAGGAAGAGACCUUAUCCCCUCCCCAGUUCCUCAUCGGUCCCUUUACCUGGCCAAGUUUUCCUGGAGGAGCAGGAAGAAGGCACCCUGGGCCUCCAUGUCUACAGCGAGAAGAGAAAAGCCUGCUCCCUGGGGAGCCCUGAUCUUCACGCGGCUGCCUCCCAUACAAAGUGCCUGGCCAGCCCUGGGCGGAAUAAGCCGAAGGGAGACUCUGGCCUCUAUAGCCUCAAAUCUGUGCUUGGGCCGGAGCCCCCUGGGCAGCCUGAGAAGAAGGUGUCCAAACAGAAGGCACGUGGACAGAGAGAGGAGGGAGAGCUGACACUGAAGAAGUCGAGAGACCCAGUGCUCAGCUCUGGCCAGUCCCCCUUGACCCCAGCGCCAGUCCAGGCGGCCAGUCCGGACAGGUCCAAGGUGGGCCAGCCCAUUGAGAGCGAGAAGGUAAAGCAGGCUGACGUCCUCAUAGCCCAUCUGGCCAGGGAGGUGCGGCGCCUCAAGAAGUGGAAGAAGAGGCAUUUGCUUGCUGCUGUUGGGGAGACAUCAUCCCUGGUGAGCCUCCAGAAGCCGCCCUGCCUGAAGAAGCUGGUCAGGACUCUGAAGGCAGAGACCAAGGGCUGGGCCUUCCCCAGGCAUUCCUCCGGCGCUCUGGACGCCGUGGGUCCGAAGCCCGCGUCUGAUAUCAGACAGCUCUUUACCACUGACUGCAAGAACGUCUGCCCUGUCCCCUGCACUCUGUGUCAUGCCAGUGUCAGGCACGGCCAAUUGAAGGGGCAUUUCCAGGCCUCAGGCCUGGUCCACCACUUGGUGAGUAAGCAUGGGCUGGAGAGAGAGAGAAGGCCGACCGCAGCCAGCCCAGGGGAGAAGAGGGGAGGGACUGGGGACAAAAAGCACAAGGGCCUGCCCGCCAGCACCGCUAGCCUUGCCCCCGAGGGGCUCCCCUCGCCAGGACGCUGCCCCGAUGCCUCCCCCGAGCAGCUGUUCCCGGCUCCACCACUCUUGCCCGCUUCCACCAAAGAUGAACCUGCCGCGCUCCCGCUGGCGGUCAUGGAGGCCCAGGGUGGCGCCGCUGCCCCCUGCCCGCCCCGAGCGCAGGCCUGGAACCACGGCAUCGCGGAGUUGCUCUGUGGCCUGGCGUUGCCGCUCUCCUUUGUUUCGUCCCUGCCUUUCAGAAGGUUUAUGGCCCAGGCCGACCCUUGCUACCGCGUGCCGCCUCCGGCCUUCUUCUCCGAUAAAGCCUUGCCUCUGCUCCGUGAAGCGGUCGGCGAGCAGGUGUGUCGGGAGAUGCAGUGGGCCGAGGGCAGCUGCGUCCACCUCACCAUGUCCGCUGCCGCCCAGGACGCAGAUGUGGACUAUGUGGCCGUCAGUGCCCACUGGGGAGCGAUACGGCCGGGCGGUCGGCUGGCGGCGGCGGAGAGCCCGAGGAAGCACGCCGUGCUCUGGGUUCGAGGCCUGCCCCGGGAGAGCACUGCAGAGGAGAGGCAGCGGGAGCUGCGGGAGCAGGUGAGCCUGUGGCUCAGCCGAAGCUCCCUGCGACCCGGCUUCCUGGUAUCGGGCAGCUGCCUCAGCCUGGAGCAGGCAGUGAGGACGGAGGGCUACACCCACCUCCCCUGCUUUGCCCACUGCCUCGACUCCCUGGUGACAAACUUCCUGAGUCACCAUCAGAGCGUCCAGAUCGUCCUGGGUACGGUCAGGGCCAUCUGCAGCCAUUUCCAAGGCUCUGCAGGGGCCCGGCGCCUCCUGACCCGGCUGCAGCGGCAGUGCGGCCUCCCGGCCCACCAGCCCUUUUGGGAGCUCUCAGACCACUGGGGGUCCGCCUACCGCUUGAUGGAGUGGCUGGUGGCGCAGCAGCGGCCGCUGCGGGAGUACGAGGCGAAGCACCAGCUGGGCAAGGCCGGCGCCGCCCUGUCGCCCGCGUUCUGGAGCCUGACGGACAGUCUGGUCACGCUCCUGCAGCCCUUCCAGACGGCGGUCCGGGAGGCGAGCGCCGCACAGGCGUCCUUGAGCCAAGUGCUGCCACAGCUCCGUUACCUGCACAUCCUCCUGGAGCAGGUGCAGCGGCACUUGGAGGAGCAGGGCGGUGCGGAGGUGGGUGCCGCCGUCCGGCUGGCCAAGGGCUUGGCCCUGCAGCUCGCCACAGACUGCCGGCUCAACGAGCUCUUCCACCGCAAGGAGUUCGUGCUGGCGACCCUGCUUGACCCCCGCUUCAAGGGCAAGAUCGAGGCCAUCCUGCCCACGGGGGCCGACAUCGACCACUGGAAGCAAGUUCUCGUGUACAAGGUGAAGGAGAUCAUGGUGUGCGAAUACUCCUUGCCUCCCUCCCCCUCCCCGCACGGCCCCAAGAGCAUGCAUGCGGGCGCCAGGAGCCUUGGGGCCGAGGGGAAGGGCCGGAAAGAGCCUGCACACAGAAGCAGCUCUGGGUCUCUGCUGCUCGGCCAGAAGGAGAGGAGCUUGCUGGAGCAGCUGGAAAGUGUGGGGCUGCUGGCGUCCAAGAGAAGCGGGGCCUCCCUGUCCACCGAGAGCCACCUGGCUAGCAUCAUCGUCAAGAAGUACCUGCGUGAGAAUGAGACGAUUGGCGCCCAGGAGGACCCGCUGGUUUACUGGGAGAAGAGGCAGGAGGUCUGGCCAGCUCUGGCAAGACUGGCCACUGUCUAUCUGUCCUGUCCCCCAACAGGGGCCUUCUCUGGAAGUGUCUGUGCCUCCCUGGACAGCCCUGCCUUUGUGCAGCCCAGUGCCCCUCUCCCAGUGGAGACCGUUGAGCGUCUCCUCUUCUUGAAGACCAACCUGGAGAAUUUCCCCAAGUACAUCGCCCCUCCCCUCCUCUUCCCCCGUGGAGACCUGGCCGAGGGGGAGCAGACCAGCAAGGUGGACCUCCGUCUGACUCCCUGAAAGUCUGCCUGUGGGAACUGUGCCUGGGCUCGGAGGAGAGCAGAAUGUGCACUCUAGGGCGUUAGACGGGGAUGGCUGCAGUCCUAAACCUGUUUGGAAGGAAUAAGGACAGUUUCUCAAUUCUUGACAGGUUGCCUUUUCCCCCAGGGAGAUGAUGUUUUUCCAUCCACCCAUUGCUUCAUUUAUUUCUAGCAGUUUGUGCAUAGGAAAGGUUAACUGUGUCCAGAAGUGACUGGGAAGUUGUACUACACGCUUCUCUAAGCUGCAGCGCCCUUUCGCAGUGUUGGUGGGUAGUAAGGGCCCGUGCAACUUGUCCGUGUACGUCUCGUGCCCUUAAGAGCUCUGCUUUCUCACAAAGUGACGAGGGACAAGAAGAGGCAUGGGUGCUGGCAGAUGGGAAAUCUGCUCAACCAGCUAGGGCCUGCUAAGCUAUGGAAGCUUUUGGCCACAGUUGCUUUCACUGUAGAAGAAAGAAGCCCUGAAGUAGAGUAGCCGUGUUAAGAGGGAAGCGUAUGCACACACGCACGCACCAGUCUUCUUGGGGUCGGUACUUUCUUGUGGAUUCCAGAGUGGCCAGAUCACCCCAGCUGAUGGGACUGCCCAGCCGGUGAGGAUGUGUGAGUUGCGGACGGCCGAUGGACCCAGUCCUCAGAACGGCCCUCUUACCCAUGGUUUGUUUCCAGACUGCUGGAGACCCUGGGGUUUCUUCCUUUCUACAGUGAAAGCAGUCUCCGAAAGAGCUUCACGGCUAUCCAGGCUGUAGGUAGCUACAUGUAUAUCCCUCCUGCAGCGCCCACACCUCCCCUUUUCCCUGGUCACUUGCAAAGGGCAAAUCCUCUCCCUGGAAGCACAAAAGGAUGUGUAUCAGGCCCACUGGUGCCAGACUGCCCAGAGUGCCUUCAGGGCAGGGUCCAGAGCUGAGUGCGCAAGCCCCAGGAGCUGGUGGGAUCGGGUGAGGAAAGAAGGAAAGGGAGAGGCCGGAGGAUUAGGCGGCAGGCCUGUCACCCCACGCACGAUGCACACCUGGCUCUCCUGAGGUGCUUGGGUGCUGGAAGGGUGGCUCUGAGAGGGAGGGCCGGUAGGCGGAGGUGGGGCGAGGCACUCGAGGUCUAACCUGGGCUUGGGCCCCGGCUGUGGGGGUGAGCCUGGGACGCCUAUCCCCUGGCCUCCCUUGGAAGGGUUGGCAGUCAUGUGUCGCUAUGAGUAAUUAACUGUAGGACAUGUGGAAGUUACUGAUGAUGUAAGGAAGCAGGAAAAAUUAGCCAUAAUCCUUGCACUCAGAUAGUCUUGUUAAUACUGGGGCAUACUUCGUUUUUUUAACCUUGGGAUUGUACUCUCUGUCCUGUUGAGUAUGUUGUAUUUUCAUAAUUACCUCAUCUUCUUUCUUAAAUAAAGGUUUGUAAAGAUCAUA
Messenger RNA from Mirounga angustirostris (Northern elephant seal), 6455 nucleotides. RefSeq names its product leucine rich repeat containing 61 (gene LRRC61). The record is from RefSeq and is a predicted model, not a curated record. Gene Ontology annotation, biological process: regulation of transcription by RNA polymerase II. Lineage: Eukaryota; Metazoa; Chordata; Mammalia; Carnivora; Phocidae. Gene Ontology annotation, molecular function: protein dimerization activity. The coding region runs from base 1844 to 5044 and encodes 1066 amino acids. The transcript has 6 exons.